Molecule: messenger RNA, 1797 nt
Organism: Carlito syrichta (Philippine tarsier)
Lineage: Eukaryota; Metazoa; Chordata; Mammalia; Primates; Tarsiidae
Gene: NCF2
Product: neutrophil cytosolic factor 2
Exons: 15
Coding region: 212-1774 (520 amino acids)
Biological process (GO): superoxide anion generation; respiratory burst; phagocytosis
Cellular component (GO): NADPH oxidase complex
Molecular function (GO): protein binding; superoxide-generating NADPH oxidase activator activity
Source: RefSeq, a predicted model, not a curated record
CUUUCCUCCUCUCCUCUCGGAGGGCUAGGCGUCAGUUGCUGAAAGGUGGGGACACUUCCUGACGCAUUCGCAACACUGAGAAGUGUCUUAAGGGAGGUCGGGGCCCAUUCGCUCCCAGGCCGGGAUCGUGAGCACCCUGCUGGCGGAGACGCCCCUGCCCGGCCUCCCUGUCUCCUGGCGGCUCUCUCGGCCUCCCGGUCUCCACCUGACCAUGUCCCUGGCCGAGGCCAUCAGCCUCUGGAAUGAAGGAGUGCUGGCGGCCGACAAGAAGGACUGGAAGGGCGCCCUGGACGCCUUCAGCGCCGUCCAGGAGCCCCACUCCCGCAUCUGCUUCAACAUCGGCUGCGUGCACAGCAUCCUGGGGAACGCGCCCGAGGCGGAGCGGGCCUUCACCAAAAGCAUCAACCGAGACAAGCACUUGGCUGUGGCUUACUUCCAACGAGGGAUGCUCUACUACCGGAUGGAGAAGUACGAUUCAGCGAUUAAAGACCUUAAAGAGGCCUUGACGCAGCUUCGAGGGAACCAGCUGAUAGACUACAAGAUUCUGGGGCUGCAGUUCAAGCUGUUUGCCUGUGAGGUGCUCUAUAAUGUUGCUUUCAUGUAUGCCAAGAAGGAGGAAUGGAAGAAGGCUGAAGAACAGCUAGCACUGGCUUGCAGCAUGAAGUCCGAGCCCAGACACACCAAGAUCGACAAGGCCAUGGAGUGCGUCUGGAAACAGAAGUUGUAUGAGCCAGUGGUGAUCCCUGUGGGCAAGCUGUUUCGGCCAAAUGAGAGACAAGUGGCUCAGCUGGUCAAGAAGGAUUACCUAGGAAAGGCAACGGUUGUGGCAUCUGUAGUGGAUCAAGACAGUUUCUCUGGGUUUGCCCCUCUGCAGCCACAGGCAGCUGAGCCUCCACCCAGACCCAAAACCCCAGAGAUUUUCAGGGCCCUGGAAGGAGAGGCUCACCGUGUGCUGUUUGGGUUUGUGCCUGAGACACCAGAGGAGCUUCAGGUCAUGCCAGGGAACAUUGUGUUUGUCUUGAAGAAGGGCAGUGAUAACUGGGCUACGGUCAUGUUCAACGGGCAGAAGGGGCUCGUUCCCUGCAACUACCUUGAGCCGGUGGAGCUGAGGAUCCAACCCCAGCAGCAGCCCCAGGAGGAAACCUCCCCGGAGUCUGACAUCCCAGCUCCUCCUAGUUCCAAUGCCCCUGGAAGAUCCCAGUUGUCACCAGGUCGGAAACAAAAAGAAGAACCCAAGGAAGUGAAGCUCAGCGUCCCCAUGCCCUUCACGCUCAAGGUGCACUACAAGUACACUGUGGUCAUGGAGACGCAGCCCGACCUGCCCUACCUCCAGGUCCGGGACAUGGUGUCCAAGAAGCUGGAGCUCUUGCCGGAACACAUUAAGCUCAGCUAUCGGCCUCGAGACAGCAAUGAGCUGGUGCCCCUUUCGGAAGACAGCAUGAAGGUUGCCUGGGGCCAGGUCAGAAACUACUGCCUGACUCUGUGGUGUGAGAACACAGUGGGUGACCAAGGCUUUGCAGAUGAACCCAAGGAAAGUGAAAAAUCAGAUACCAAUAACCAGACAAUGGAACCUCAGGUUCAGGAAGGGGGCCAAGUGGUAGCGCUCUUCAGUUACGAGGCCACCCAACCCGAGGACCUAGACUUUCUGGAAGGGGAUAUAAUCCUGGUGCUCUCCAAGGUGAAUGAAGAAUGGCUGGAAGGGGAGUGCAAAGGCAAGGUUGGCAUUUUCCCCAAAGCUUUUGUUGAAGAACGGGCAACCACAGAUUUUUCGUAGAAAGCACUCCUGGAGGAGUCUAG